Molecule: messenger RNA, 1041 nt
Organism: Branchiostoma belcheri (Belcher's lancelet)
Lineage: Eukaryota; Metazoa; Chordata; Leptocardii; Amphioxiformes; Branchiostomatidae
Product: C-type lectin domain family 4 member M-like
Exons: 6
Coding region: 1-1041 (346 amino acids)
Source: RefSeq, a predicted model, not a curated record
AUGCCGCCCGCCGGGAAGAAACAAGUCGUGCGUGAGCUGCCUGUGAUGGACGAAAACAACUGCUACAAGGAAGCUUGCAACGUCUACUACACCGGCAACCGGUACGAGGAGGCCUGUGCGGUCUCCAAAUCCAAAUUAAGGCGUUUGGCAGCGGGAAAGGGCCCUGGCCAGAAUUCCCCGACAGGGGUCGGCAUGAGAAACCCCGGUCAGUCCCGAGUCUGGACCAGCGCCGUGAAGAAGACCAUCUCCGUGCUGUCCAUAGUGCUGAACUGCUGUCUGCUGGGGGCUGUUAUCUUUCUGGCCGUUACAAUGACUGAGCUAAAACUGUCAGUCAGCCAGCUAGAAGAAAGGGCAGAGACAUCGAUGAACAUUGCUGAUCUUGAAAGUGUCUCUGACAAACUUCAACAGGCAAUUGAAAUAGCAAAAAGCCUGCCAGUCAACCUUGAACGACAGGAAAUGGCUCUGGAGAAACUUGCAGCCGGCAUGGCCCAACUGACCAACUCUCUGAUGUCCGACAUCUUGGAAAAUAAUAAGAAAAUGCUCCAGACACUUGACAACAUGGGAGGCAACGGCAAGAAUCAGCAAGAGAACCCGACAGACGCUCCAGUGAGAGCUGCAACUGAUCCGCCACCGUCCUGCCCUGACGACUACCACAAGUAUCGUCAACUCUGCUUCAAGGUGUUUGAAACACGCAAAAAUUUCCACGACUCGGCUGCCGCCUGCCGUGCCGACGGAGGCACCCUCGCCAUGCCCCGGGACGCCGGCAUCAACGCCUUCCUCGUCUCCCUCAUCAACGCAGAAGAUCCGUACGGCUCGGCUGACUACUGGUUCGGCUUACACGAUCAGAGGGAGGAAGGUAAGUGGGAAUGGAUGGACGGAACCGCACUGGAGAGGAAGAGUGAGAUGUGGGGAAUAAAUCAACCCAACAACUUCCGAGAGGGGGAAGACUGCGCCUCGUACGGAUGGAGGGACCUCUGGUACGAUACUGUCUGUCACAGGGAGCGGGAGUUCAUCUGCCAAGUCCUGCCAACAGGUUUGUAA